AUGAAUGCGUGGUCUGGCGACGACUGUGAUACAAUGGGACCACCAGUAACUCGCGCAGCAAGUGCUAAUUCUACGAUACCGCCCUUAAAAAAUGGAAGUGAUCUACGUGAAACAGGAUAUUUAAUAGACGUUGGCUCCAGAACCGCUCGGUUUAGAAGAAAACAUAAAAAUAAAAUUGUGUCCAUCGUUUAUUUCAUUCUGCUGUUGCUUCUUUUAUGUAUAGCUGUUACUAUGACAGUACUGUAUGUUAAACAAAAAAACAAGAAGCCUAUUCCCAUAUGUCUUAGUAAAGAGUGUCUCCGAUCAGCUGCUAAUCUUGCCUUAUCGAUGAACACUAAAGCGCACCCAUGCGAAGACUUUUAUCAGUACGCUUGUGGCAAUUGGGCGAAAGAACAUCCUCGUCCUGAUAUAUUCCAGUCUUAUGAUUGGUUUAGAGAUAAACAAACAAAGGUGUAUGCAACUGUAAGGGAUUUUUUGAGUAGAAACACAAGUGACCUACCACGGCCUGUGAAGCAGGCCAAGGAUUUGUAUACUGCAUGUAUGGACACAGAGACAUUGGACAAACGUGGAUUAAAACCAAUUUUAAAAGUAUUAGAAUCAUUGGGAUUACCAGCGUAUCCUACUUUUAUAAAUGCGACUGAAGAUACCGACUACUCAACAUAUUCAUUUGAUUGGUUAGAAGUGGUAAUAAACAUUAAAAUUCAGUUAGGAAUGGAUGUUCUAAUUGGCUUCGAUAUAUUUACUGAUCCUAAAAAUUCGUCCAUUUAUAAGCUCGUUAUGGGAUCUCCAGAAACGACAAAUCCUUUUCCAAGCAUGCGCCACGAGAAAAAACGCCAUAUAGGGCAAAGAAAUUUAGUAACAAAUAAGAUUGAAAGAUAUAAAAAUGAUAAUAUUAAUGUUCAAGAUACUAAAAAUGAUAAAAACUUCGAAAAUGAGGAAAACAAGGAAGAUGAUGAAAAAAUAGCUCAUGUUUCUAAACUUUAUUAUGCGGAACUUAUCAAACUGUUUGUCCUUGAAGAUGCUCCAAAAGAUUCCAAUUUAUCUGAAUUACAAUUAGACCAGAAUAUUUUCUUGGCUGCAAAUGAUUAUCAUAAUUUCAACGAUGAUAUGUAUGAGCUAGAAGCUAAUAAUGACACGUCAAGUGAAGAUGAUGAAUAUCUAGAUGUACCAGAAUACACCGUCUAUGAGAUUCAAGAACACACAGAUAUGAUCGUUAAAGAUAAUAAUGGAACAGCUUCACCGAUAUGGAAACGAUACUUAGAAGGUGUAUUCAAUAUCAGUAAUGUGAAAUUGGAUUUUGACAAUGAUAAAAUUCUUAUAUCUGAUCCUGAUUUAGUGUAUAUGACACUUAUGGCGGCUUAUCUAUCAAAAACUUCUCCUGUUCUCAUAGAACUUUACGUUUGGAUUAAGGUGGUGGAAGUUAUGGCAGCUCAUACUACAACUGAGUUGAGAAUAUUGUUUCAAAGAUCAUAUGAAGCUCUUGGAAACCAUGAUUUAUAUACACCACCUCGCAGCCAACAAUGUGCAAGUGCAGUCAAUGAAAUGCUAGGCAUGGCUGUCUCGUAUGCUAUUGCGGAUCCUCGUUUUUUCUAUAUUACUAAGCCUAAAAUUGAAGUAAUGCUUAGUGAAAUGAAAAAUGCACUUGCCCAUCUAGUGGGUCAAGCUAAAUGGAUGGACGACGAUACAAAACUAGCAACAUAUCAAAAGAUCAUUCAAAUGAAGACUUCUCUAAACUAUGGUUCACUUGGCACUGUACUUGGACAUGAAAUAACUCACGGUUUUGACAACUUUGGUCGCUUGUUCGACAAAAAUGGCAACUUAUUACCGUGGUGGUCGAAUGAUACAAUAAAUUCGUUUGUUAACAAGACGCAAUGUUUUAUCGACCAAUAUUCAUCCUAUUACGUCCCAGAAAUUGAUCAACACGUAGAUGGUAAAAAGACAUUAGGGGAGAAUAUCGCAGACAAUGGUGGAGUUCGGGAAGCACUGGCUGCACUCAGAGAACAUCUUCGUAAAAAUGGCCCUGAACCGAAACUUCCCGGCUUCGAACAUUUAAAUUCUGAGCAACUAUUUUUUUUGUCAUUUGGAAAUUUAUGGUGUGGUGUUUCAACCAAGGAGAUAUUAAAGGCAGAUCUUACUGACGAACAUUCCCCACAGCAGUUCCGAGCACGCGGUGCGCUACAGAACAAUGCUGACUUCGCUAAAAUUUGGAACUGUCCACCUGGAUCACCAAUGAAUCCUUCGAACAAAUGUAUAAUAUUCUGA
Molecule: messenger RNA, 2262 nt
Organism: Vanessa atalanta (red admiral)
Lineage: Eukaryota; Metazoa; Arthropoda; Insecta; Lepidoptera; Nymphalidae
Product: phosphate-regulating neutral endopeptidase PHEX
Exons: 14
Coding region: 1-2262 (753 amino acids)
Biological process (GO): protein processing
Cellular component (GO): plasma membrane
Molecular function (GO): metalloendopeptidase activity
Source: RefSeq, a predicted model, not a curated record